This is a messenger RNA of Adineta ricciae, 2073 nucleotides long. NCBI's taxonomy places the organism in Eukaryota, Metazoa, Rotifera, Eurotatoria, Adinetida, Adinetidae. The record is from the annotation of a GenBank genome assembly.
AUGUUUGUGUCCAAACAGACCACGAACAUUAGCGAAUGUAUAUUUGAGCAAUAUAUCUCGCGAUUAACAACGAAUUAUAUCAAUACUUUAAUUAUACUCUCUGGUCAAUCUUGCGAAAUUAUUCAAUUGCAAACUACUCUGAUAUCAUUGACAUUAACUUCUCUGCAUCGUUUCACUAUCGAACAAGAUCAAAAUCUAAUUCUUCGCGUUAGCAUCCAAGAAUUCUCAAGUGAUAAUCUAACAUCGAGAGGCAAAUUUGUUUUAUUACCCAGUGAUUAUUCAACUGAAACAUUCGAUCAGUUAAAACAAUCGUGUUUAGAUCAUCAAUCUUGUCCUCUACUGAUAACAUUUCAUCUUCUAAAUCGUCUAUCAAAUAAGCACUGUGUACAACUUCAUCUUCUUUCGACAAAUGAUAAGCAUCCUGAAAGCACAAAUCUCGAAGAAUUCUCCAAUCUUCUCCUGUCAUUGUCAUUAUCUUUACCGUCAAAUAGACAGAAACAAUCGUUCCAUUUAUCUAAUCCACGCAAUAGUCACGAACAAUCAUUAUUCUCUUUAACAUCAAUCUUCCAUGAAUACGUGAUUAAUAGUGAAGAACAUUUUUUGUAUAUAUUAGCAACUAUAACUAACGAUAAACAAUUGAAAUCAUAUUCGAAAAUUCAACGACUACUUAAAUUACGACGAACUCGAUCGAAAAUGUCACGUGAAUCAACUUCGACUGAAACAGUACUCAAUCGUCCCCACGAAGAAAUUUGGGUUGAUGGCCCAUUGAGCUCAUCACAUCCUAAGAAUGAAAUUUGGAUCGAUGGUCCACGUCAAUUCUCUCCUCGUUCACCUAAAAUUUCAUCACAUCGAUCAACUCCUCGACAUCGAUCGAAACCAAUGCAUACCAAAGCGAAACUUGUUUCGUACUCUCCACAUGAUCACGAAGAUUCGAAGAGUUUCGAUACAGAAUCGGUUGUUAGUUCACAUUGCCAUCUGCCUGUUCUCCCUGUAUUUAAAGAUCAUAGCUUACUUCCAUUUCGUUCGAAUCAAUUGUUAACCAAAACGAAACCCGUGACAACACUCGACUCCCCGAAACUCAAUUUAAAAUUAAGUACAAACAAGUUAAAUGACGAUUUGGAGAUGUUAGAGAAGACUUUGGAAACUCUUCUGGUACCAUCACCUAUCGUACCGAAUGCGACUGAUAAUCAAUCAACGAUGAGUAAAUCAUUAAAUCGCAUCGAUCAUCUAUCAUCAUUAAUGUCGACCGAUGAAAAAACAAAACGUCUAUCACGAAUUGUUUCUCCGACGCGUUUUGAUAAAAUUCUUCCAAUUGACAAUACGCAUCCAUCUGUGCCGAAUUCUCCGUUAAUCAUUCCUCGAACACGACGUGCACGUACAUCAACAAAUAAACCCCAAAUACCUUUGCGUACCACUAGUCUCGCUGAAUCAACUACUCGUCCGUCAAUUUUCCAACGCAUAUUUGGUUUACGUUCAUCACAUCCUCAACAAACAAUUGUUAUUCAAUCACCACCAUCAUCACCUUUAAUAUCACCAUUAACAGUAACAUUAGAUUCUCAUGAUGAUCUAAUGCCAUUAACAACAAGUAGUACAGCUUCAUCGGCAUCUGGACGUGCCAGUUCAAGUGGUUACGAAUCGAUGAGUAAUACAAUACUUGAAGAAAUGCUUGCAUCAAUGCCGACAAAUAUUACAAAUGCAAAUAAUUCAAUUAAAAUACGUAAUAAGUCAACACGGAAAGAUGAUCGUCGGACGAAUAGUAAUGGUUCAUGGAAUAGUCCAACUAUAUCGGAUAAGUCUAAUAGUCAACAACGAAUAUACCAGUUGAAGCAUCGACAAAGUGAACUCAAAUUUGAACUAGCAAUGACAAAAACAUUCUUAUUAAUGGAUAAAAACAGAACUUUAGAUCGUUCAGAAUUUCCCAAGUCAACAAUUCCAAAUAGUCCACUGCGGAAGAAUCAUGAUGAAGAACAUGAACUUGAAAAAGAUAUCGAAUUCUUAGAACGACGCCUUGCGACAGCUAAAUCACAAUUGAAAUUAUCGACAUACGAUAGAUCGAAACAGCUUCUCUCAUAG